Messenger RNA from Xyrauchen texanus (razorback sucker), 1176 nucleotides. RefSeq names its product Elongation of very long chain fatty acids protein 6-like. Gene Ontology annotation, molecular function: fatty acid elongase activity. NCBI's taxonomy places the organism in Eukaryota, Metazoa, Chordata, Actinopteri, Cypriniformes, Catostomidae. The record is from RefSeq and is a predicted model, not a curated record. Gene Ontology annotation, biological process: very long-chain fatty acid biosynthetic process; fatty acid elongation, polyunsaturated fatty acid; fatty acid elongation, monounsaturated fatty acid. Gene Ontology annotation, cellular component: endoplasmic reticulum membrane. Bases 56 to 853 code for a protein of 265 amino acids. The transcript has 4 exons.
GUUCGUUUGAUCACUGGACGUCAGUCACAGACAGUCGACAGAUCAUCCGUUCACAAUGUCAGAAAGUUUAUUAAACAUGACCGCGUUUGACUUCGAGCGUCAGUUUGAUGAUCAACGCGCAAAUGAAUGGUUUCAACACAACUGUGAAAUAGCGAUUGUGCUGUCUGUUACGUAUGCAGCGGUCAUAUAUUUUGGGCGCGUCUUCAUGAAGGACAGACAGAAGUUGGACUUGAGGACUCCUCUCAUGCUCUGGUCAUUGUGUCUGGCGGUGUUCAGUGUAAUGGGAGCGUUGAGGACAGGCUGGUACAUGCUCAAUGCUGUGAUGUCACUCGGGCUCCUGCAGUCCGUGUGCGACACAACGUUCUUCAGCGCCCCUGUCAGCAAGUUCUGGGCGUACGCGUUUACUCUGAGCAAAGUCCCUGAGCUCGGUGACACCGUGUUUAUAGUUCUCCGUAAGCAGCGUCUGAUCUUCCUGCACUGGUAUCAUCACAUCACCGUGCUUCUGUACACCUGGUACUCGUAUAAAGAGCGCGUGGCGGGCGGCGGCUGGUUUAUGAUGAUGAACUACACCGUCCACGCGUUUAUGUACAGUUAUUACACCGCUAAAGCAGCCGGCGCGCGUGUGCCGAGACAGUUCGCCAUGUUGAUCACGGUGCUGCAGAUUCUGCAGAUGGUGGCGGGUUUGGGCGUGCUGGCGCUCGUGUACAGGUGGAAACACGACGUUCACUGUGUGUCCACCACACACAACAUCAUGUACGGAUCCCUCAUGUACCUCACAUACCUGCUGCUCUUCUGCACGUUCUUCUAUCAGUCUUACAUGAAACGGGACGAGAGGAGAGUGAAGGGAGAGUGAGGAUGAUGAUGAUGAUGAUGAUGAUGAUGAUGAUGAUGAUGAUGAUGAUGAAGCUCUUUAUGUUCGUUUGAAUCAGAUGAAUCAUGAGAUUAGGAGAUGAAGGACUGGAUGAAUCUCAUGAAUCCAGCAGAAAGAGGAAAAUGAAGCAUAUUUUUAUGUUUGGCCACAUUGUUCAAAAUUACAGUUUUAUAGAUUUUAUGUAAAUUUUAAAGCAUAAAUGUGUUUUCUCAUGGAUUAUUACUAAAUGAAUGGGUAUGUUUUAAUUAUUGGUUUAUUUAAUGAUUCCAUUUUUUUUAUAUAAAUUUGUACAUUUAAUAAAACAU